AUGAUGGAUGCGUUCAGGACGCUCAACCCGAGUGGCCGCGAAUACACCUUCUAUGCGGGGGCGACGAAAUCGAGUUCCAGGAUUGACCGCAUCUUAGUAUCAACGGAGCUGCUCCCCUCGGUAGUGGAGGCGGUUCACACCCGCUCACUAAGGGGCAUCUCGGAUCACAAGUGUGGCAUCAAGGUGGUGCUGCAGGCGAGUCUGAGGCUUCACAUGGGUCCAGGCAUCUGGCGGCUACCAUCUGCAGACACGGUGAAACCGGGGGUGGAGAAGGUGAUUAAAGCGGUCACUGAAAGGCAUCAUGCGGAAGCUUCGCGCAAUUUUGGUGGCCUCCUCACCAAGCUCAAGGCCGCGCUAAGGUGUUACGCGGCGGAAGAACGGAAACGGGUGCGAGCGACUUUGCGGCACCUGGAGCUUGCAGUUUCCGAUAUGCAGCAGGAACUGAUGAGGAACCCCCAGCGGGACGACCUCCGGGGGACACUGGCGGAGAAGGAGUCGCAGCUUGCGGCGUAUCUGAAAGGGGAAAACGACAGGCUCCACCUCUUGGCGGGAGUGAAGGAGGAAACGAAGGGGGUGGAGCAGAGAGGCAUGAGGGGCAUUCUGGAAGCCGCCUCCCAUUUCUAUGCGGACCUGUUCGCGAAGGCUCCCCCGUCGGGCCUGCCUUGCUGGAAGCCGGACCCUCUGAAAACAUUGCGGGAUCGGGAGAAAAUGGAGUUAGAGGCGGACUCGACGGAAGAUGAAGUAAGAAAGGCAUUAAAGGAAAUGGCGUGUGACAAGUCACCGGGCGGUGACGGCCUACCGAAGGAGCUCUUCGAGCGCCACUGGGACCUGCUGAGGGAAGACUUCAUGGGCUUCGUUAAGCAGUUUGAAUCCUCGGCGGUUCUUCCGGAGGAAGUGCAGGAGGCGGUAACAGUUCUGCUGCAUAAGAAGGGGCCAAGAGAGCAGGUGCAGAAUUACCGGCCGAUCACCUUGCUGUCAAGCUGCUACAAGGUGGUCGCGAAGCUGCUGGCCAAUCGCAUGAAACGAGUGCUGGGCACGGUCAUCUCAGAGGAGCAGCACGGGUUCUUACCAGGCAGGCGGCUCUCGGAUGCUGUAUCGACAGUUGCUGACGUGAUAGAAGCUGCGAAUAACGACAGGGAGGACUGGUAA
Closterium sp. Yama58-4 is the source of this 1149-nucleotide messenger RNA. Lineage: Eukaryota; Viridiplantae; Streptophyta; Zygnematophyceae; Desmidiales; Closteriaceae. The record is from the annotation of a GenBank genome assembly.